AGCAAACGGUCCAAGGUGGAGGCGGUCAGCGGGACAGCGACGGUCCAAGUUGGAUGGCAAUCAGCGUGAGAGCAACAGUGCAAGGUGGGGUCGAUCAGCGGAACAGCAACGGUCCUAGGUGGAGGCGGUCAACGGGACAGCAACGGUCCAAGGUGGAGGCGAUCAGCGGGACAGCAACGGUCCAAGGUGGAGGCAGUCAGUGGGACAGCGACGGUCCAAGGUGGAGGCGAUCAGCGGGACAGCAACGGUCCAAGGUGGAGGCGGUCAGCGGGACAGCGACGGUCCAAGCUGGAGGCGAUCAGCAGGACAGCAACGGUCCAAGGUGGAAACGUUCAGCGGGACAGCAAUGGUCCAAGGUGGAGGCGAUCAGCGGGACAGCAACGGUCCAAGGUGGAGGCGGUCAGCGGGACAGCGACGGUCCAAGCUGGAGGCGAUCAGCAGGACAGCAACGGUCCAAGGUGGAAACGUUCAGCGGGACAGCAAUGGUCCAAGGUGGAGUCGAUCAGCGGGACAGCAACGGUCCAAGGUGGAGACGGUCAGCGGGACAGCAACGGUCCAAGGUGGAGUCGAUCCGCGGGACAGCAACGGUCCAAGGUGGAGACGGUCAGCGGGACAGCAAUGGUCCAAAGUGGUGGCGAUCAGCGGGACAACAACGGUCCAAGGUGGAGUCGAUCAGCGGGACAGCAACGGUCCAAGGUAGAGGCGGUCAGCGGGACAGCAACGGUCCAAGUAGAGGUAAUAGGAUCACCGGAACAGCCGAUAACGAUUCGAUUCAAUUUCAACACCGCGAGCCUUGCUUCUGGGUAUGCAGACGAUUCUUUGAAUCGUCCCACCAGGGGUACCAAAUUAUGUGUAGGACGCUUCACCUGUGGUAA
Messenger RNA from Diabrotica virgifera virgifera (western corn rootworm), 875 nucleotides. RefSeq lists its product as uncharacterized. The record is from RefSeq and is a predicted model, not a curated record. The transcript is spliced from 2 exons. The coding region runs from base 54 to 875 and encodes 273 amino acids. Lineage: Eukaryota; Metazoa; Arthropoda; Insecta; Coleoptera; Chrysomelidae.